Molecule: messenger RNA, 4938 nt
Organism: Rubroshorea leprosula
Lineage: Eukaryota; Viridiplantae; Streptophyta; Magnoliopsida; Malvales; Dipterocarpaceae
Source: the annotation of a GenBank genome assembly
AGGAUUUACAGAAAGAGAAUACACUGAAAAACACACGCACAAUUCCACAAACACACUCAGCAGCGCAAAAUCCUAAUUUUGGAGAUCUUUCUUUUGCCGCUGUUGUAUGCGCCACCACAAUCGCCGCCGCCUCCACCAUCACCGCUUAGGGUUUCGUCUAUGGUUACAAAGUCUCUCCCUUUGUCCCUCCGCAAUCUUACGAGCUGGAUUCUGUCUCCCUCCUUAGGCGAAUCUCCAUGCGCCGCUGGUUGAGUGGCUUUGUUGAUUAACCCAUAAAAUCUACGACCGUACUCUUUCCUUAUCCUUCCAUCUCAAUUGAUUUCGGGAAGUCUAGGGUUUUAUAUGGUUUUCGGAUAGUGGGAUUGUUGAUAUUUAUUUAUGCCCUUGAGUUUUGUUUUGGAUUUGUAUUUGGAUGGCAUUGGGCGAUUUGAUGGCGUCUCGGUUCUCGCAAUCAUCUGUUACGGUGGUGUCGAAUCACUACGAUGAUUACCAGGAGGAUUCCGAUUUGUUCUCGCAACAGAGGGAUUCCGAGACUGCAACUACAAGCAGUUACGUCAAUGCCACGUCAUCCACGCCCACCAGCAUGGUGUAUUUGCCCCAGACCGUAGUAUUAUGCGAGCUUCGACACGAGGUCUUUGAAGUUUCCACGCCAACCGGCCCGUCUGAUAGCGGUCUUGUCUCCAAAUGGCGUCACAAGGACAGGAUGAAGACAGGAUGUGUAGCUCUUGUUUUAUGUUUAAACAUUAAUGUUGAUCCGCCUGAUGUAAUAAAGAUAUCUCCUUGUGCAAGAAUGGAAUGCUGGAUAGAUCCUUUUUCUAUGGCACCACCAAAAGCACUUGAAACGAUUGGAAAGAACUUGAGAGAUCAAUAUGAAAGGUGGCAACCGAGGGCUCGCUAUAAGGUUGAACUUGAUCCUACUUUAGAGGCAGUGAAGAAACUUUGCACUACAUAUCGCAGAUAUGCAAAGUCUGAGAGAGUAUUGUAUCAUUAUAAUGGACAUGGUGUGCCAAAGCCAACACAUAAUGGUGAAAUCUGGCUAUUUAAUAAGGGUUAUACCGAAUACAUCCCAUUGUCAAUUUGCGAACUUGAUUCAUGGUUAAAAACACCAUCUAUAUAUGUUUUUGAUUGCUCUGCUGCUGGAGUAAUUGUUAAUGCUUUCAUUGAGCUUAAUGACUGGGGUGCUUCAAACUAUGGAUCUGCUCGUGAUUGCAUUCUACUUGCUGCAUGUGAAGCACAUGAGACUCUUCCUCAAAUCUUUGUGAUGUUCUGUACAAGGUCGUUGCUUCGUGAAUCUCUUGAUUAUUCUCUUAUAGAUAAAAUUCCUGGCCGGCAAAAUGACCGCAAGACGCUUUUAGGAGAAUUGAAUUGGAUUUUUACUGCAGUGACUGACACAAUUGCCUGGAAUGUUCUUCCACACGAUCUUUUUCAGAGACUGUUCAGACAAGAUUUGUUAGUUGCCAGUCUGUUCCGAAAUUUCUUGCUUGCUGAGAGAAUCAUGCGCUCUGCAAAUUGUUCUCCAAUCUCCCAUCCGAUGUUGCCACCAACCCAUCAGCAUCACAUGUGGGAUGCAUGGGACAUGGCUGCCGAAAUUUGCCUUUCUCAGCUUCCGUCACUGAUUGAGGAUCCUAAUGCAGAGUUCCAGCCAAGUCCAUUUUUCACGGAGCAGCUCACUGCUUUUGAGGUAUGGCUUGACCAUGGAUCUGAGCAUAAGAAGCCACCAGAGCAAUUACCUAUUGUGCUUCAGGUUUUACUUAGUCAAUGCCAUCGUUUCCGUGCACUGUUUCUACUGGUAAAAUUCCUUGAUAUGGGACCUUGGGCUGUAGAUCUGGCCUUGUCCGUUGGGAUAUUCCCUUAUGUUCUAAAGUUACUCCAAACAACUACACCAGAACUACGUCAACUCCUUGUGUUCAUAUGGACAAAAAUUCUAGCACUUGAUAAGUCAUGUCAGGUGGAUCUUGUGAAGGAUCUUGGUCAUACAUAUUUCAUAAGGUUUCUUGACAGCACGGAAACAUACCCGGAACGUGCGAUGGCUGCAUUUGUUUUGGCUGUCAUUGUGGAUGGGCACAGAAGGGGCCAGGAAGCCUGUAUUGAAGCAGGUUUGAUUCAUCUCUGCUUGAAGCACCUUCAGGGUAAUGAUGCACAAAGUGAACCCUUAUUUCUUCAGUGGCUUUGCCUUUGUCUUGGAAAGUUGUGGGAGGAUUUUACAGAGGCUCAAAUGAUAGGCCUGCAGGCUGAUGCUCCCACCAUAUGUUCUCCUCUUUUGUCAGAACCUCAACCAGAGGUUAGAGCUUCUGCUGUUUUUGCUCUUGGUACUCUCCUUGAUGUUGGGUUUGACUCGGCCAGAGAUGGUGUUGGAGGCAAUGAAGAAUUUGAUGAUGGUAAAAAGAUUAGGGCUGAAAUUAGUAUUAUCAGAAGCCUUCUAAGUGUUGUUUCAGAUGGAAGUCCACUAGUCAGGGCAGAGGUUGCUGUAGCUCUAGCACGUUUUGCCUUUGGACAUAAGCAGCACCUCAAGUCCAGUGCUGCUGCAUAUUGGAAACCUCAGUCCAGCUCUCUGUUGAAUUCUUUGCCUUCACUGGCCAACAUAAAAGAUGUUGGAUGUGGAAAUAUAAUUUCAUCCCAGAUAGGUCCUUUGACUAGAGUUGGAAAUGACAGCCCACUAAUGCUUCGAGAUGGAAAAGCUUCCACUAGUAGUCCUCUUGCCACUCCUGGAAUUAUGCACGGAUCUCCAUUGUCUGAUGAUUCAUCUCAACAUUCUGAUUCCGGAAUAUUGAAUGAUGGUGUCCGCAAUGGGGUAGUUAACCAUUCAAGGCCAAAGCCACCAGACAAUGCAAUGUAUUCACAGUGUGUAUUAGCAAUGGGUACUUUGGCGAAGGACCCAUCCCCACGAAUAGCAAGCCUUGGUCAGCGUGUUCUCUCUAUAAUUGGGAUUGAACAAGUGACAAAAGCAGUAAAGUCCAUUGGUGGCAGUGUUCGACCUGGUGAACCUUCAACUUCUUCCCCCACCCCUAGUUUUGCCAGACUAGCUCGCUCAUCUUCCUCGUUUGACAUGAAUGGAGGUCAUCUGCCCUUAGCAUUUAGAACUCCUCCUGUUAGCCCUCCACGACAAAGUUACUUGACAGGAAUGAGGAGAGUUUGCUCUUUGGAGUUCAGGCCUCCUCUGAUGAAUUCUCCUGAUUCAGGAUUAGCUGACCCACUUUUAGGCUCUGUUUCUGGGGUUUCAGAGCGCAGUUUACUACCUCAAUCAACCAUCUAUAAUUGGAGUUGUGGUCACUUCUCCAAGCCACUUCUUAGUGCAGCUGAUAAUGGUGAAGAAAUAUUAGCUAGAAGAGAAGAGAGGGACAAAUUUACACUGGAGCAUAUUGCUAAAUGCCAGCAUUCUAGUGUCAGCAAACUUAAUAAUGAUAAUCAAAUUGCUAACUGGGAUACAAAGUUUGAGACAGGCACAAAAGCAACCUUGUUGCAACCCUUCUCUCCUAUUGUGAUUGCUGCAGAUGAGAAUGAACGAAUCAGGGUAUGGAAUUAUGAAGAUGCUAUCCUUCUGAAUGGUUUUGACAACCAUGAAUUUCCCGAAAAAGGGAUUUCUAAGCUUUGCCUUCUGAAUGAACUAGAUGACAGCAUGCUUCUUGUUGCUUCAUCAUAUGAUGGAAAUAUUCGUGUUUGGAAAGAUUAUGCCGUGAGGGGUAAACAGAAGCUCGUCACUGCAUUUUCUUCAAUCCAAGGUCACAAACCUGGUGUGCGGAGCCUUAAUGCUGUUGUGGACUGGCAACAACAAUCAGGAUAUCUGUAUGCUUCUGGGGAGAUAUCAUCAAUCAUGCUAUGGGACCUUGAUAAGGAGCAGCUAGUCAGCUCAAUACCUUCAUCAUCGGAUUGCACUGUCUCAGCAUUGGCUGCUUCUCAGGUUCAUGGUAGUCAACUUGCAGCUGGUUUUGUGGAUGGGUCUGUCAGAUUCUAUGACAUCCGGACGCCUGAAAUUCUGGUUCGUGCAAUGCAGCCGCAUAAUCAAAGAGUUGUUGGUAUUGGCUUUCAACCUGGACUUGAACCAGGGAAGAUUGUCAGUGCAUCGCAGGCUGGUGACAUCCAGUUCCUUGAUAUUAGAAGUUAUGGAGAUACUUACCUCACAAUUGAUGCUCACAGGGGGUCACUAACUGCUUUAGCUGUUCAUAGACAUGCCCCUAUAAUUGCCAGUGGCUCAGGAAAACAGCUAAUCAAAGUCUUCAGUUUAGAGGGCGAACAAUUAGGUACCAUAAGGUACUAUGCAAACUUCAUGGCCCAGAAGAUAGGUUCUGUCAGCUGCCUCGCCUUCCAUCCCUACCAAGUAUUGCUUGCUGCUGGAGCUGCAGACGCUUGUGUCUCCAUAUAUGCUGACGACCAUUCUCAAACAAGGUGAAUAGUUUCAUUAUUUUCUGAUUUCACAAAUUUGGAAGGCAGAACAGAGUGGCUGAAGGAUGGUCGGUCCAAAGUGUCUUUUUGUGUCAGAGAUCAAGUUUUAUGAGCGAAUUGGAGCCUGAAUCAUGAGAUAUGAAAUGUGUUUGCCUCCUUGUUCACACACAAACGCUGUUGGUCUUCCUGGGAAUAUUGAUGGACACAAUCUGCCGGUUGUAUUUUAUAGAUAUUCAUUAGCCUCCAGUGUAGAUGUUCAAAAAAUGUUGGGGGAAAUCCAGCACAUAUUUAAUGGGGGCUUUGACAAAUAAUGUUAUAUAGGUACAUGGGUGUAAAUAGCUUCUUUCUGUUUUCCUUCCCUGAUUCGGUUGUGCUCAUUGUUCCAUGGCUUUGUUCAAUUUGUAAAAGCAGCACACUUGUUAUUAUCAUAAUUUAGCGUUGCAAACAGAUUAGUAAUGGGUAAUUAUCCCCUCAAAUCUGGAGCUAUUAUCUCUCUCUCUCUCUCCGUGGUUCUCUUCUUGUUGUACAUUUAAAAAUUGAGCUAUGCAACGGAUUGUU